Molecule: messenger RNA, 1482 nt
Organism: Penicillium lagena
Lineage: Eukaryota; Fungi; Ascomycota; Eurotiomycetes; Eurotiales; Aspergillaceae
Exons: 6
Coding region: 1-1482 (493 amino acids)
Biological process (GO): transmembrane transport
Cellular component (GO): membrane
Molecular function (GO): transmembrane transporter activity
Source: RefSeq, a predicted model, not a curated record
AUGUCGGAAAAAGAUGCCACUGAGCCAGCCAAGGCGGAUUUUGCAAUGGUAGAGCUUGCAGAAAAUGCGCAAGCCCAGGACGGGGAAUUUCAAAAGCGCAAUUCACGCCUCGUUCGAAAGCUUGAUCUUUAUAUUGCACCAGUCAUGAUGCUCCUCAUGCUGAUUAGCUAUUUGGAUCGCGGCAACAUCGGCUUCGCUGCAACCCAAGGUAUGACGGAUGAUAUUGGACUAACUGGAACGCAGCUGAAUACUGCGAUUUCGAUUUUCUACAUCUUCUAUGUCCUCGCAGAGUUUCCGACUUCGCUCUUGGUGAAGCGCCUCCAGUUCAAUCGUGUGAUUCCAACGAUAGCAUUUGCAUGGGGUCUUGUCUGCAUGUGUAAUGGGUUCGUCCAAAACUUUCCAGGAUUGUGUGUCUGUCGCUUGAUUCUGGGCUUCUUGGAAGGCUGCCUCUUCCCUUCAAUGACUCUGCUACUGGCCAACUGGUACCUGAGAGAGGAACUGGCCACCAGAAUCUCCUACCUAUUCAUCGCAUCUGCUCUUUCCGGUGCGUUUGGAGGGUUGAUUGCAUUUGGGAUUCUAUACAUGGAUGGUACCGCGGGAUAUCCUGGAUGGCGCUGGCUCUACAUCCUUGAAGGAAUUAUCACAAUGGUGUUCGCGGUCUGUUGUGUAUUCCUUGUUCCAAAGGACUAUGAAACUGCAUAUUUUCUGAGUCCGGAUGAAAAACAACUCAUGAGAUACCGUGACGAGCAGUCCCGAGCUUACAGCGGCGGACAAGGCCAUUACAAAAUGGCAGAUGUAAAGCUUGCAGCCAAAGAUAUCAAGACUUGGAUCCAUGGGGUUAGCCAAAUCUGUGUGGUUACUAUUUUAUACGGAUUCGGUACCUUCCUUCCUAUUAUCUUGAAGGAUGGGUUCAGUUAUACAACCAAACAGGCGCAGUAUCUAACAAUUCCAGUGAAUCUCUGGGGCGCAAUCGUGUAUGGAAUUGGUGCGGUUUUGUCUGAUCGCUACCAUGCACGCUAUCUCGUCAUUGCUACCACUAUUCCAUUCGGUAUUGCUGGAUAUGCUAUACUGCUGGUAUUCAACGUUCCCGUCGGGGUCCUCUACUUCGCUAUGUUCCUAGUUGCAACUCCCUGUUUCUUGGCCACCGGCGGCAACAUCGCCUGGCUCUCCAGCAAUUGCGCACCAGACGGGAAAAGAGCAGCCAGCUUGGGAAUCCAGCUCACGUUGACAAACCUUGGUGGCAUCGUUGCGGGUCAGAUUUAUCAAAGCACAUCUGAACCAAGAUACGUCCUGGGUCAUUCUUGGAGCUUGGGAUCGCUGGCCAUCGCUUUUAUUGGAUGCAGUAUUAUGAGAGUAAUCUAUCAUCGGAGAGAGAAGUCGAAGGACGAGGCAAGGGCCAGGUUGGCUCGUGGUGAAGAAUCUGGCGUUCCGAAAUUGUGGCACCCAACUGACCGUGGGCUGGAUUUUAAGUACUUGAUUUGA